Molecule: messenger RNA, 1758 nt
Organism: Penicillium malachiteum
Lineage: Eukaryota; Fungi; Ascomycota; Eurotiomycetes; Eurotiales; Aspergillaceae
Product: KUP/HAK/KT family potassium transporter
Exons: 8
Coding region: 1-1758 (585 amino acids)
Biological process (GO): potassium ion transmembrane transport
Cellular component (GO): membrane
Molecular function (GO): potassium ion transmembrane transporter activity
Source: RefSeq, a predicted model, not a curated record
AUGGUCCGAAUGCAGCGGCACGCUACGAAUGACUUGAAGAAACCCAACUUGAUAACUCGCAGCUUCAUUGAAAAAAGCACUAUUGUCAAGUGGAUGCUCAAGGUGAUUGGAGCUUUUGGUGUGGCCUUGCUGCUGGCUGAUGGAGUUCUCACUCCCGCUCAGUCUAUCCUGGGUGCAAUUCAAGGAGCAAGCGUUGUCAACCCAGACAUUUCUACAUCGGUGAUUGUUGGCGCUUCGUGUGCCAUCUUGGUACUAGUAUUCAUCAUCCAACCGCUUGGAACCAGCAGAAUUGCGAGUACCUUUGCUCCAAUUAACCUCGUCAAGUACGAUGCCUCGGUUUUCAAAGCCUUCUCUCCGUACUUCGCCGGAGCAUAUUUGGUGCGAAAUAAGAAUGCGGGAUGGAUGUCUCUGGGUGGUAUCCUGCUCGCCUUUACCGGUGUGGAAACCAUGUUCGCGGAUUUGGGAGCUUUCAGCCGCAGAGCCGUCCAGCUCUCAUGGCUCUGCUUUGUCUACCCAUGCUUGCUGAUUUCGUACAUCGGCCAAGGAGCUCACAUAAUUGUCCACCCAAGUGCUUAUGCCAAUCCAUUCUACUUGACCGUUCCACCUGGAAUGUUAUGGCCUAGUCUUAUCGUGGCAGUUCUGGCCUGUAUUGUCGCGAGUCAGGCAGUCAUCACUGGAUCGUAUCAAUUACUGUCCCAAAUCAUGAAACUCUCCUACUUCCCUCAGGUGAAGGUCUAUCACACGUCAAAGAGCUUCCACGGUCAAAUCUACAUCCCAUUAGCAAACUGGCUGCUAAUGAUCGGAACAAUUAUCGUGACUGCAGUCUACAACAAUACCACCCGUAUUGGAGAGGCAUACGGAACAUGCGUUAUCCUAGUCUCCUUCCUGACAACCUGCAUGGUAACCAUCGUCGCACUUAUUGUCUGGAGACUACCAAUCUGGAUUGUUCUCCCUAUAUUCGUGGUAUUCGCUCUAUGGGAUGGAAUGUUCCUAUCAGCCGCUUUAAGCAAGGUUCCCAGCGGAGCAUGGUUCACCCUCAUGAUCGCAAUUGUAUUGACCUGCAUCUUCAUGCUCUGGCGCUACGGUAAAGAAGAGCAAUGGAAGGCCGAGGAAUCCGACAACCUCCCCCUUUCGCAAACAGUCACCCUUCACCAAGAUGAAAUCUGCCUCAAGACCGAAAAAGGAAGUGCGCAAAUCUCACCCAUCCGAGGUUUGGGAAUCUUCUUCGAUAAAUCAGGAAGUUCAAUCAAUGCCCCGACUGUCUUCCUGCACUUCUUACAGAAAUUCAACGCCAUGCCGGAAGUUACUGUUUUUCUUCAUCUACGACCUCUUUCAAUCCCUACUGUUGCACCUGAAGAGCGAUACGCAGUGACGUUAUGUUCCACUCGAGAUGAGAACGGAAAUAAGAAGGUGAUUCCGAAUUGUUACCGCUUGAUCGUGCGACAUGGAUAUACAGAUGAGAUUAUUACGCCGGAUCUGGGGGUACUCGUUCACGAUAUUCUUCGCGCGUUCCUGAAAUUGCAUGACAGGUCUAGCGAGGAGGAUAGAGGGAUUGCUGCUUUGACUCGAGCUUCGGAGUCACAGGUUAUUUACAUUGUUGGUAAGGAACAACUCAAGGUUACUGCCAACAGGAAUUAUUUCCGUCGUGCGGUUCUUUGGGUUUUCUUGCUAUUCAGAGCAUCAAGUCGCAAUAAGGUGCAGAAUUUGAAUGUUGAGACAGAGCGGGUGGUGGAGGUUGGGUUUGUUAAGACUAUGUGA